GGGAAUUAAAGUUGUAAAUAUUUUUAAUGGAUCCUGCAAGAAAUGGAUACGGAGCGAUAGUCCAAGAUGACCCAGAGGAAAGGAAAUUAGCUCAAGAAGAUUCUACAAGGAAAGAAAUAGUGACUCAGGAAACCCCUAUUCGUGCGUAUUGUAGACAUUGAUUAAAAACACACAUGACUAGAGUUGAGACUGAAUGUAACUGCAGUGCAGUUCCUCUUUGCAUAUACAUGGUGUUGUUCUGUCCUUUCUGUUACUUAUGUAUUCCAUGCCAAUGAAAGCAAACUAGGGAAUCUUACCACAUCUGCACUCACUGUAACCAAAAGUUAUUCAGAGUCGUCAAAAGUAUCUCCUCUAUGUUCCAGUUUAUUGGGCAAACAAUUGAAAAUGUUGGAGAAGAUUUCAAAGAAAUAGAGGAACAGAGGAGAAAUGAGGAAGACCAACCAGGAAAUGCACCAGGUGGAGCAGCUAGUGCAGCGUCAGGAGGAGCUCCAGGAGGUGGAGCAGCUGGAGCUCAGCCACAACCCUCAUCUCACCCUCAAGAAGAAAGGGUAGUUGAGAUACCCGACUAAUAUAUGAAAACUUAUAAUAAUGAUAAGGUUACAAAUCUAUAGGGCACCAAAAAUAGUC
Molecule: messenger RNA, 627 nt
Organism: Moneuplotes crassus
Lineage: Eukaryota; Ciliophora; Spirotrichea; Euplotida; Euplotidae
Source: the annotation of a GenBank genome assembly